This is a messenger RNA of Ictalurus furcatus (blue catfish), 1057 nucleotides long. Its product is annotated as cytochrome c oxidase subunit 7A-related protein, mitochondrial. Bases 85 to 435 code for a protein of 116 amino acids. Gene Ontology annotation, biological process: mitochondrial electron transport, cytochrome c to oxygen; regulation of oxidative phosphorylation; mitochondrial respirasome assembly. Lineage: Eukaryota; Metazoa; Chordata; Actinopteri; Siluriformes; Ictaluridae. The transcript has 3 exons. The record is from RefSeq and is a predicted model, not a curated record.
AGCUGGGUCCUCGUUCUUCUGGUGUGGGGUGAAGCCGGAGGAGUGUGGUGUCGUCUCUGUUUGAUAAAUACGUUUAAUUUCAAAAUGUAUUACAAAAUCAGCGGAGUGACGGGAAAACUGACGGGAUGCACACCGGCCAGCGCCUACUUCCCCCAGGGGCUCAAACCUACCGUGCCCUCACAACCCACCCCAAUGAUCUUUGCCUUACCCACCAAGGUGGUGUCAGAAGCAGGACCUACAGCUGAGUAUAUGGGUGCUAACAAGGUCCCUGAGCUGCAAAAGAUCUUUCAGAAAGCUGAUGGUGUGCCAAUUCACUUGAAGCGUGGAGUCAUAGACCGGCUACUGUACAGGACUACGAUGGGCCUGACAAUUGGAGGAACCUUGUAUUGCCUUGUGGCCCUGUAUUUUGCUGCUCAGCCCAGAAAAGUUGAGUAACCUGAAUGACCUUCCAUCUGGAGCAACAAAAAGGACCAUUUAAGACUGUAUUCCCAAAGACAGUUUGCAUAAUUGCUUUGUUUCUGCAAUAUUUUUUCACCUCCUGUUAACCCUUAAUUUAUAUGGCCCUCAAGAGGGUUUGCAAGUGCAUCUUUUAGAAACAGGUGAAAUAAGAAGCAACAGCUAAGAUCAUCACAACUGUAAGAAUGAAUCGGUUCAGGGAACAUAGGGAUAAGAAAAUGGGGAUGUGUUAGUCAACAAACCACAGUUCUAGUUUGCUUGUGUACACAAGCGCUUGCAAUGACUACAGGGUGCAGUGUGAAAUUAUGAAAUAAAUGGGAACUGUGCCAGCAGUUUUCAUGUGUUCAAAAAAUUCUUGGACAGGUUUUCUGUUGUUUUGUUACCAAGGGCAUACACUUAUAACAUCCAAUUACGCAAUCUCAGUCUCACCAAAGAACAAAAUGUCCUUUUCAGAUGCUUCUAUGUUGACACGCUAUUUACAUGGCCAUAAAUCUGUAAUCAUGUGUAAUUUGACUGUGAAUGAGGUUCUUGUAACUUUUCUUCUUAAAAUAAAUAUAUUUUGUUCGUUUAAAAAAAAAAAAAAAAAAAGGAAUAGAUUGAG